Molecule: messenger RNA, 4570 nt
Organism: Actinia tenebrosa (Australian red waratah sea anemone)
Lineage: Eukaryota; Metazoa; Cnidaria; Anthozoa; Actiniaria; Actiniidae
Product: glutamate receptor ionotropic, kainate 2
Biological process (GO): monoatomic ion transport
Cellular component (GO): membrane
Molecular function (GO): signaling receptor activity; ligand-gated monoatomic ion channel activity
Source: RefSeq, a predicted model, not a curated record
UUACAAAAACUGCUUUGGUAGGAUUUACAGUACAUCACUAUUAACUAGUUCAGAAGAAGCCAAAAUGGACAAAAGGUUUUUGGUCUGCAUCUUGGUGCUAUCGUCAGUCUUACAAAUUCAGUUUUGCUCUUCCCAAGAAGUUGAAAUUCGAGUCGGAGCGCUUCUGGGUUUUAACGCAAAUACCUCCCARAAAUCACCAGAAGAAAUCGCUUUCUACCUUGCGAUCGAAUGGAUUAAUCAGAAUGAUUUUUUACCCACGGGAAAACGACUUCGAGGUUUCGUAGAGAAAGUGGAUCCAAACGAUGAUUAUGACUGCAUAUACCAUGCCGAUAAGCUCCUAUCUCUUGGAGUCGUCGCUCUUAUUGGUCCUCUGGCAAGUACGCCAAUCCCAGUAAUCGGACCCUUGACUUCUGUCGCGCAUGUACCGCAGAUACUUCCUCUGACCAGUUGGGACACUUCAGAUUUAGAUGUAGAUGGAUACGAGUAUUUAUUGCGCAUGAGUCCUACCGAGAAACUGAAGGCUCAAGCCAUGAUCGACAUUGUCAAACACUACAAAUGGAAACAAGUUGCUGUUUUAAGUCUACGAGGAGACGAAUACCCAGAAUAUAAUCAAGGACAAAAUGCCUUUCGUAUAUUGGCGUCUGAAAAUGAGAUCGACGUUCUCUUUGAUCGAUUAAUCCCGCCAAAUCCGAGAGACAGUACGAAGAUUAACCCAAAAGAUGAAAUGUAUGGCUUAACUCAAUCAGAUCUAAGGGUCGCUAUUGUGUUCUGCCCAGCUUGGUCUGUGAAGGAACUUCUAUAUGUUGCAAAUAAAUACAAGCUGAUUGAAGAAUGGGCCUGGAUAUUCUCGGAUCUUGGAAGCAGUGAUGUCGAGUUAACUGGCUCAACAGGAGCUGUUCCUACUUACAUGAGAGGCGUGAUUGGUAUGAGGGCCUCAAUAGGCAAAGGAGCUGCAUUUAAUGAUUUGAAGGACAACUUUCAUAAGAAGAUUGACAAAUUGAAUAUAACGACUGACAUCACGGCAGCUGCUGGUCACGUGUAUGAUUCAGUUCUCAUAACRGCGAAAGGAAUUCAAGAUACACUGAAUCAAGGAAUCCAACUGUCAUCUUCACAGAUACCAAAAGGACUGUGUCACAAUGAGAACGAGCCCAGAAAAGGAGGGAGGGAACUCUUUCAAARUAUCAAAAAGACGACCAUCCAAGGUGCAAUGUCUGACUUAGGCUUUGAAGAGACAGGCGAACCAAGAUGUGCCAGCUUUGAUAUAGUGAAUUUAMGAAAAUCUGGCUCUGUGAAACUUGCAGAGUGGGACACAGCUAACAAGCUAAGACAAAUUAACGGCACUAGAGCAGUUUGGAUGUCUGGGAAAACGAAGGUCCCUUUCGAUAUCCCAAACCUUCUCAAGAAUAAAACUAUCAACGUGGUGGCAGUCUUGGCGCCACCUUUUGUCAUGAAGAAGAGUUCGAGUGACAACAAAACCGCAGAGUACGAAGGUUUGAGCAUCGAUCUGCUGGAAUAUAUGAGGAAAGAGCUUGGAUUUCGAUACAAGAUUUCGCUGGCUCCUGAUGGAGUGUUUGGAAGUAAAGAUCGAUUAACUGGGAAAUGGAAUGGUGUUAUGCGUGAGAUCAUAGAUGGGAAAGCAAAGCUAAGUAUCGCACCAUUGACUAUCAACUCUGACGGGCAGAAUGUGGUGGAUUUUACACACCCGUAUAUGACGUUUGGUAUCGCAUUCAUUAUGCGGGUAAACGAAGUCGAGGAAAACUACUUCAGGUUUCUAAAGCCAUAUCACACGAAUCUGUGGAUAGCAAUAUGUGGUAUGGUUUUGACAAUGGGAAUAUUUUUGUGGAAUUUUAGUAUCUUAAGUCCUUUUGGCUAUUAUGGAAGAUAUUCCCAACAUCCAAACAAAUUAAAGGUUAAGCCCAAAAUCAAAGCAACCAAAAACACCCUUAGUUUUGUGAACGCCAUUUGGUCUUCAUGGCUGUGUUAUUUGAGCCAAGGUGGUCAGCACCCGGCAUCUCUAUCGGGCAAAAUUGCGGUAUCUGUGUUCUGGUUUGCAAUAUUGAUCAUGAAUGCUACCUAUACUGCAAAUUUAGCUGCGUAUUUGACGGUGUCAAGAAUGCAAACUCCUAUUGAAACAGUGGAGGAUUUGGCGCUCCAGACAAAGAUUCAGUAUGGCACCCUCGUGAACUCACAGCUACAGAAAUUUUUCCUGGACACCGAUGUACCCAGGUUUCUUGUUAUGGGACAGUUUAUGGAACAGAGAAAAACAUGGAUGCCGACUAUCCAAGCUGCUAUUGACCGCGUGAUGAACAGUAACUUUGCAUUUAUUGCCGACAGACCUAUUCUCGAGUACAUUGCAAGGCAAAAGGAAUAUUGCGGAAAGCUUAAAGUCAUCGGAGGGUUUGGAACCACCUAUGGGUAUGGUUUUGCUCUCCCACUCAACUCCCCCACCACCAAUCUCUUCAAUAUGGAGAUAUUCAGGCUACAGCGAGAUAUGAUUAUGGAUUCACUAAAGCACAAAUGGUCAUCAAAAGAAACUUGUAAGAUGAUUGAUAACAUGAAUAUCAAAUCACAGAACGCCAAAGGAGAAUCAGCGUUUAUACAAAGAAUAGGCUUGUACGACAUGCUCGGAGUGUUCAUAUUCAUGGGUAUUGGCAUCGCYUUGGGAUUCAUAUUCAUGAUCAUCGAGUGGGUAUACGCAUGUAUACGUGAUGUCGCUACAAAGCAGGGUCCUAAGGGAUAUUUGGAAGCAUUCAGCUUGAGGCUCAAUCGUGUAUGCACCGACAUYUUUGUGAAGAAGCAAGAACCCGAAGAASAGYCCACCUCUGCCGAGGUCAUCCAACCUCCWAAAAUGCCAAAACAGUGGACCCGAAUGACGAAAAGACUGAACCCGAAAAACGGUGAACCAUCCACUUACGACAUACAGUCUUACGAAGCUACUGUGUAAAACAUUGCGUGGCAUUUUGGUUGUCACUUGCAACACGAGUAUAAUCAUAAGCUAGCAGCAUACCCAAACUGUGCAGCUUUUAUCAAGUACGUGGCAAUAGUCCAAGAAAUAAUUGCUGUAAAUACGCAGGGGGCGCAAGUCGCAAGUCGAGUGAGCUAYACUCGUGAGAGAUUUUCAACACGAGAAGAUAAAUUUGGUAUCUCCAAGCGCCCAUGUAAUAUUCUGUUUAAUAUAUUCACAUAUUUCUAGUUUUGCUCUUUCGACUUAUACAAUAUUUAUUUACCGUUAUUAUCAUUUUUAUAUUAUCAUUAUUACCGUUAUUAAUCAACUGAACUCAUUUUGGGGGCUGCAAAUAAACCUUAAUGAAAUCUAACAAGUAUUAUAUAAGGACUGUGAAGAACCAGCGAUCAUGCGCAGGGGACUGGCACCGAUUUCCUUUAAACAAGUCAAAUAAAUUCAUAUAUUGGCGGACAUUUGUCAAAACUGAUAGCAGUAGUCAGAAUCUGUUCCCCUGGCUUUUAGUCGCUAAUUGUUUGAUUUCUAACAUAAUUUGUAAUAAAAUAAAACAUGUUAGGAUCCAGUCCCCUUUUCCUGAUGUCUCCAAAUGUGGCUAAAUGCCCCCAUUUUCGUACUACUAACAGCCUACUUAUAACGAAAACAGUAGGCUCUGCGCAACCCUAAAACUCUAUUGAAUUUCAUAGGCUGUUGAAAAUAACAGCGAAGUCUGAUUGGUCAAUAGAAUGAACAAACGAAUAUACCAACGGAAACCAAGUAAGCCAAAUCGACAAACAAGUCGACAUUUAUAGUCAGCGAUUUUGAGAUACAGCAUGCACUCUGACGAUAGGGUCACAAGAUUCUGGCUUCCAGUCAGUAUGGUUUCCCAGACCCUACCAUUUGGCUAAUGAGUAAAACUGACGAGAAUGUAAAUGUCCCUUUGUAUUUUCUCUCAACAUUUGGAUUUCUUGCAGCUGAAGCUAUCUUUUGUCCUACAGCUAUUUACUUAGCUUUAUAUAAAGUGGCCUACCAAUUAAAAACUUUACGAUAAUUCAAUGUGGUCUUGUCAAAUAUCUAAAUUGGCCACUGGAAAAGAAACUGGGCGAGUUUUGAAUUUUAAUCUAAUUAGCAAAAAAGUUUGAUCAUCCAUUAUUACUGCUUUUGAGAUAUCGACUGAAAUGGAAAAAGGCUUUUUCCUAAUAAGAUUAAAAUUCGAAAUUCGCCCCGCUCUCUUGCUCGUUUCCAAAGUGACCAAUGGYUUUAUUCCAGAGAAACGAUUGUACGAUUUUUUUUUUUUGGAUUAAUAUAACCGUAUACAUUCAAAAUUAGUGGACAACAACGUACUGCUUCAUAUAAGAAUGUGACUUGAAAAGUGAACAAGCCUAAUCACCCUCAGGUCAUGCUAUUACUUAUAAUUAUGACAAUAAAAUGCACAAAAACACAUGACCCCCCCAAAGAUGAUUGCGCAUUUUUUUGSAGUCAGUUUAUUCGGACCCUCUCCCUAUUUGCACAAGCCCUCCCCCCAUCCCAUCCCCUCCCAAUCCUCCUCUAACAAAUGGCUGCAUUCUAAGAACUUGUCGUUAUUAAUAAAAACUGGACGUUUUUGAAACUGAAUAAAGUUCUUAUUUUCAA